ACCCACAUUCAUUUCCCAGAGUGCGCUGGAUGUGCUGCCUCUGCUGUCUUGCUUUUGAGACCUUCUGCCCGUGAGCACUCUGCAGGCUGUUUUACAGCAAUGGACUUGGACCCAUAUGCAAGCAUGCAGGUUGGGAUGCGGGUGGUCCGUGGAGUGGACUGGAAAUGGGGAAAUCAGGACAACGGCGAAGGGAAUGUUGGGACUGUGGUUGAGAUUGGUCGGCAAGGCAGUCCAACAACACCAGAUAAGACGGUGGUGGUCCAGUGGGAUCAUGGGACCAGAACCAACUAUCGGACUGGAUUCCAAGGAGCUUAUGACCUUCUUCUGUACGACAAUGCACAAAUAGGUGUGCGCCAUCCCAACAUCAUCUGCGACUGCUGCAAGAAACAUGGGAUCAGGGGAAUGCGGUGGAAGUGCAAGGCAUGUUUUGACUACGACCUGUGCACGCAGUGCUACAUGAACAACAAGCACGACCUCUCACAUGCUUUCGAGCGCUACGAGACUGCACACUCACGACCGGUCCUAGUGAGUCCACGGCAGAAUCUGACUCGUAUCCAGUUAAAGGGCACCUUCCAGGGGGCUAAGGUAGUCCGUGGCCCAGACUGGGAAUGGGGCAAUCAGGAUGGUGGUGAAGGCAAAACCGGGAGAGUGAUGGACAUUCGUGGCUGGGAUGUGGAGACUAGCCGAAGUGUGGCCAGUGUCACAUGGACUGAUAGCACCACAAAUGUUUACCGCGUCGGACACAAGGGCAAGGUGGACCUCAAGUGCAUUGUGGAAGCAUUGGGUGGCUUUUACUACAAAGAGCAUCUCCCAAAAUUAGGAAAGCCAGCUGAACUGCAGAAGAAAGAGAGCACGGCUCGGCACCCUUUCCAGCACGGUGACAAAGUGAAGUGCUUGCUGGACGUCGAUAUCUUGCGAGAGAUGCAAGAAGGACAUGGGGGUUGGAACCCUAAAAUGGCUGAGUUCAUUGGCCAGACAGGCACUGUGCACAGGAUCACAGACCGAGGGGACGUGAGGGUCCAGUUCAACAGCGAGACCCGAUGGACUUUCCACCCAGGAGCCCUGACCAAGCUCAACACCUUUUGGGUGGAUGAUGUUGUCCGAGUGAUAGAUGAUAUGGAAACAGUGAAGCGAUUGCAAGCUGGUCAUGGGGAGUGGACAGAUGAGAUGGCACCUACGCUAGGGCACAUUGGCAAGGUGAUCAAGGUCUUUGGGGAUGGGAACCUGCGGGUGUCUGUCGGAGAGCAGUCCUGGACCUUCAACCCAGCUUGCCUCACAGCCUACCAACGAGAUGAGGAUGCCAACCUCAUGACAACGGAAAACGCCAAGGAGUCAAAAAGCACUCUGAUCAGCAUCCUGGAGAAGCUGCUCUCCCAGAAGGCAGAGUCAGAUCACCCAGGGCGCUUGGUCCUCGAGGCAGCACAUGGCAAUGCUGCAAAGGUCCGGGACCUGGUGCAGAAGUACCCUGACAAGGUCGACAUUAAGAACCAGGGCAGAACUGCGCUCCAGGUGGCAGCCCACCUGGGCCGGGUGGAGGCUGUGAAGAUCUUACUCCAAGCUCAUGCCAGCAUUGACCUGAGAGAUGAAGAGGGGGAUGCGGCACUGCAUUAUGCAGCUUUUGGGAACCAAGCGGAGGUCGCCCGUUUGCUCAUGAGCAAAGGGGCCAAUGCUGACCUGCUAAAUAAUGCAAAGUGCACAGCCCUGUACGUUGCAGUCAACAAAGGAUUCAUGGAGGUGGUGCGGGCCCUUUGUGAGCAUGGCUGUGACGUCAACCUCCCGGACUCAUAUGGCGACACCCCCCUGCAUUAUGCCAUCACCACAGACUUCAAAGGCAUCAUUGAGAUCCUCACAGAAGUACCGAACAUUGAUUUCACUGUCCAGAAUCGCCAGGGCUUUAACCCACUGCACCAUGCGGCUCUGAAAGGAAACAAGCUUGCCAUAAAGAAGAUCCUGGCAAGAGCCCGGCAGUUGGUCGAUGCUAAGAAAGAAGAUGGCUUCACCGCCCUGCAUCUCGCUGCCCUCAACAACCACAAGGAAGUGGCAGAAAUCUUGAUUAAAGAGGGCCGCUGUGAUGUAAACCUCAGGAACAACCGGAACCAGACCCCGCUGCACCUGGCCGUCACACAGGGGAACGUGGAGAUGGUGCAGCUGCUGGUCAGCGAAGGCAGCGAUGUCAAUGCUGAGGAUGAGGAUGGGGACACGGCCAUGCACAUUGUCCUGGAGCGGCAGCAGCUCAUGUCCAUCAUGUUGGAGGAACAGGAAGGGAAUGAGGGACAGUCACUCUUCUCCAUGCUAAAGGCAUCAGGCUUCCUUGGGAACACAGAGCUGAAUGUUGGCUCUGCAAUUGCCUGUUACUUGGCACAAGAAGGAGCGGACAUUAAUUACGCCAACCACAGGGGAAAGUCUCCUCUGGACCUCAUCACAGAUGGCCGAAUAAUCCUGAUCAUCAAGAACUUCGCCCAGAAAUUCAGGGAACAGCAAGUGUCUCUGGACAGUGUAACAGUGCCCUGCAGCCUACGCAGGGUGCACACCACCCCCAACACCAUGACCAACCUCAGCGUGUCAAGCAUGGCUGCCCCCACCGAGUGCCUGGUCUGCUCGGAGCUGGCCCUGCUCAUCCACUUCUUCCCCUGUCAGCACAGCAUCGUUUGUGAAGAAUGCUCCCGGAGGAUGAAGAAGUGCAUCAAAUGUCAAGUGACAAUAACCAAAAAACUCAAACAAGACAGCACAGAGGUGGAGUGCAGCCCUAGCACAGAGUCCACAGACCAGCAGAAGCUGAUGGAAGAGCUGCAGAGCCGCUACCGUCAGAUGGAGGAGCGCAUCACCUGCCCCAUCUGCAUUGACAACCAGAUCAAGCUGAUCUUCCAGUGUGGCCACGGCUCCUGUCCCGAGUGCAGCGCAGCCCUCAACGUCUGCCCCAUCUGCCGGCAGCCCAUCCGGGAGCGGAUCCAGAUCUUCGUCUGAGCAAGCUGAAUGAUGAGGUUUGCAGGCUGCUGAACAAAAGAGCAUAUUCACAGCUUUCAGAGGAGAUGCUGGGUGUCUCCAGCUCUGAAGGACAGUCGGAGGCAGCAGAGGUGAGCCACACCGAGGAUUGCAUUGUCAUCACCGCUGUGAGAAAUUCUGAGCUCCUCUCAGAAGCGUACAGGAUGGAAAAACUCACAGCACGGUCAGGAGAUUCCUGUCCUGGAAACACCAUUACAGUGGGCAGGGGCUGUUUGUCUCAUGCCACUGGCUUCCACACUGAUGCCUGGGAAACCGGAGCCUGGUGGCUUGUCUAGACUAAGACUUUGCAGCAUAGCUACAGCUGCUUUGGUGCCAGUGUCAUGGGAUGUCCACACAGUGGACCAGAGUACAGCACUGUCCCUUAAAAUGUGUAGCAUGAGUGUGCAAACUGUGUUUUGCCCUAGUCUAUGCCAAAAAGCUGCCAUGGGCACAAACCCCACAGGGCCUAAAAAUGUGAACAAUCCUCUGCUAAAGGCCCUAGGGGACUAUGAGAUUAGGUCCUUGUUUCUACCAGCAUCUAGCAUCUCCCCUUGCUGCUGGUUGGUGAAGAACUCUUGCCUUCUGCGUGCCAGAAAAGGGCUGUGUAGUGCCCCCCAAAUGCAUGUUGCUGUAGGGCAGGCUCAGUAAUAAAUACAGGAUAUAUUGCUGCUUCAAGUGGCCUGCAGCUGAGAACCAAGCUUUCCCUGAGUUUAACCCUGCCUCCUCUCUUCCCCUAUCAUAACACAGCUGGAUUUUUGGAGAGAGCUUAACCCCAGGCAAAGAGGAAGUUCCUGUCCUUACCAGGGACAGGGUUGCCUGAGAAGUGACUUGUCUCAUUAAAGAGGUCAACCCUGCAAACGCAAUGCAUUCCCGACGCAGCUGCCUGGGGUCCAACAGCCAUGGAGCCGAGAGCUUUAGCUCCAUCUAGCUGUCCCUGUUCCACCACAUGCUGUUCCAUAAGCUUAAACUCAAAUGCCAGUGAGAGUUAAGCCCAUGUUACCAUGUCCUUGUUGCUGUUUUAACCUGCCUUAGCUAAAGCAUGGGUGAAGCCGAGCUAAGAUUAAUGCACUUUUUUACUGCACACCAUAUGCAGUCUAAGUGGUGCUGCAGUGGGCAAAGACGCUCUCCAUCCGGUGCAGCUGCCACUUAGCAGGGAAGGGGGCUGCCGGCAGAGAGUUUCCUUAAAGGGCCUGAGCUGGGGUGUUUGCUCUCCUGUGUGACACGGCAGUACCUGAGUUUGUUAACCAGCUGGGCAUGCUGACAGCCUCCAGUCUUCUUCUCAGCACUUGGGGGAAGUAGCAUUCCCCAGCUAAGAUGUUUCUAGCCAUGUCUGUUGCUUUCAACAUCUGGGCACUGAGGAGCUUGAGAAAAAGCAACAGCUAGACUUCAUUAUGCAAGGGCUAGCAGUUGAACCACUGAAUCUACCAAGCAGUUUUAAAUCUGGGCAUGGUACAUUUGCUUUGCAUCCUUGAAACAAGCAGCUAACAAAGCAAAGCUAGCAGGGGAGUAAGGCCCUGCUGGACUCUGUUGUCCCUUGUGGUCCAGAUGACAACAAUCCUUGCACGUCUGGGAGUAGCACCUGAGCAUCCCUCUGGGUCAAGGAAGGAGCAGGGUGAAGUGAACUCAGGGAAAGCACUGUUCUCACCUGCUCCUUCCCUCUUGUGUAUGUGGCUUCAAGCACUUCAUCCCAGAGCUCUCUGGGCUAUCUUCACACAUGCCCUGUGAGUCCCUUGUAUGUAGUGCCCUGGCAGUAAUGGAGUGGCCAGGGCAGCUCCUCCCCACCCAGUUGCAUGUUGCCUUUCUCCUCCCUGCUUCCUGGCUCCCUGCAGAGGAAAAUCACUGAAUGGAAUCUGGCUGAAUAAGAGCAGCCGCUGGACUCGCCCUCUCCUGGACUCCAGCUGUUGUACAAAUGUCUGUACAAGCGCCUUGCACAGCUCAGUUCCAGGGGAGUACAAGGCUCGCAUUAUCCAGCCUGCCCCCCUGCUCCUUGGAAGAUGCUGAGAUUAUAGACAGGUGUUCCCUGGGUUAAUCUCCAAAUGGGCAUUGCUUGGCACCCCCCACUCAACAGCCCUACUGUGGCUCUUGGUAUAUAAAGUUAGUGCUGGUGGAAAGUGCUGCAUGUACAUCCGCAGAGCACGAAGGUAGCUCAGUGGUCUGGAUCCAAGCGCCAGGGGGAACUCUCCACUGCUGUGAGUGGGUCUGGUGUUAAUCCUUCAUCCACAUGAGGGUGCCUGAUCUUGAAGCAUGGUCUACUAUUGUUCACCCCCAUGUGAAGAAGUUUGAGGCAAGCAGAGGCCAAGAAGGAAGGCAAGCUGGUUGCCUCUUCUCACCACUUCCUUGGGGAGGGAUCCGCGGUAUCCUCAGCCAUCCAUCUCACUUCUGCGAGUAUCACUAGGGGAACAGUGAGGGUUGUGUUUUUGGCAAUGAGGACUCUUGUGCAGCAGUGACUGGGACUGAUGCCUACCAGGCUCAUUGUGGGAUGGUAAUGAUCCUGGAUUCUUGAUGACUAACAGGAUUUAAGGAGUCCAGUAUGGAGCCCCUUAGCCGUGGUGGCUUGUGUGCAUCUGAGCCAAGUGCUGGGAUUGGCGAGCCGCUGUCUCCAAGCCCGUUGCAUCCUUGGGUUUUAUUUUACUGUCCAAGUUUGUCUCUCCUCCAUUCAGUGCUAAGUAGCAGCUUUGGCUCCACAGCCUGGGUGCAGCCUGCCUCCAUCUGGGAAGGUCAGGCACAACCCGUCCCAUCUCCCCUACCAGCUCCGGAAAUGCAAUCUUUGGAACGUGCUGCUGAUGGGGUUGUGGGGGAGGAGGUCUGCUUACAGCUUCCUUUCCCAGCACAAUGUCUGGGCUCCCAGGAGCAUUUCCUCCCCGAGUCAGAGAUCCUAUAUGAGGCCAAAGGGCUCGGGCUCUGUCCCAGCUGCCCCUCUCUACCCAUUUUGAACUCCCCGGUGCCUCCAAAAGGGGAAGGACAGCAUAAUGUUUUGGAGCUCCUGGUCUGAUGCCGCAGCCCCUCAGCUAUGCCUCCCACCCUGGGCUGAACCUGGGCUGGGCUUCCCCAGUCCCCUGACCUCCAUGAGCUGACUGAGAUGCAGGAGGAGGAAGAAAUGUCUCAUCUUCUCCCCCUUUGUGGCUGGGUGCUGCACAGAAGUAUUGCAAGAGACCUGUACUGAGGGCCGGGAUGAGCUGGGAGUGGUGCGUGGGGCCUGGUGCACAGCGCUUCUCCCUGCAUGCUGCCAGACAGGUUUGUUUGGGAGCUGUCCAGAAGGAGCUGGCACUGGCUGUAGCAUUUCCUGAUGUAACACUAAAGGAUGCUGACAAUAAUCCACUUAAGCCAGAGCAUGUCUAGUUGGAGCUACAAGCUGCGUGUGGGAGCUUUGCCAUACGCUAGGCAUUGUCCAUCACGCUGCCGCACCAAGCCCCAGCAGACGGGUGGGAAAGUAAGAGCAACGGGAAACCUUGCCACUUGCAUCUCUUCUCGACCGUUUUAUUUCUGCCAAGCAUGAAUCUUGCUGUCGAGGCUGCUACGUUUGUCCUACGCAGUGUCUUAGAAAAUAUCCCCGAAAAGCCUCCAGAUGAAGCCCAGGAUCCCCCCACAGGGUUGCUCACAGCAGGGAGGCAAGGGCUGUGCAGGCCAUCGACACACCCAGGUUGGUUCUCUCUCCCCUUCUCCCCACGUGGCUUCUCUCAUCUGUAACAUGUUCCAGCACCCCUGUGACUCCAGCCAUUGUUGCCAGGAAUAUUUUUCUGUCCCAACAUAGCCGGUCUGAUGGUUCUGGCGCACAGGCCAAACCAAAUAUCCAGACGUGAGAACUGAAAGCCUCCUACAUUCAACAGAGGGAUGAAUUGAGAAAACAGCCAUGCUUUGCACUUACCCAACUUGCUUGCACGCUUUGCACUUACCUGCUUGCUUGAUCUCCUGGGGCCUCACAAUACCUGUCAAUGCAAGGGGAAUAUUGUCAGCCCCGGGCUGCUCAGUAGUUGAGGGACUUGCCCCAAAUUGCACAGCAAGCUACUGCCAAAAUCAACCUUAGGCAUCUUUGACUUCCAGCUCCUACCCCAGGAGGCUCUGCCAUGCAGGAAGAAAUCCUGGGAGCUGGUCUGGAUCAGCCAAAGCAGGGGCUGGACGCUGCAGUACGUGGGCACGCAUGUGGCAUUGAGCAGGGAUACUCACCGAGUUCCUUGAAGGCUGUUCAUAAUAAAUGGAGAAAGCAGAUAUCAGAGGAGCCCUGCCAAUUCUUUUUUCAAAGUCAUUGCAGGACAGUGGGGUGCUUGCAAUGGAUUUGCACCCUGGGUCGUCACAGAUGUCUAUGGGAGAGACCUUCUGCACUAAUUUAACAAGCAGUGUUAGUGUGGGAACUUCCUUCUGUGUCAUGUCAUGGGCUGCACCUCCUGGGUGGAUCCCAAGCAGAAUCUGCAGGGAAGAAUCCAGAUGCAGAGCGAGACAGCAGGUGCUCACAGUGCUGCGAUCCCUUGCAGCUUGGUGAGUGUCCAAAUAAAACCUCCAGAUAACCUAGAAAAAAAGAGCUUUCUGCCUCUGACUCGCCUGGCGCCCCACUUACUGCCAUAGUAACCAAGAUUUGUCUUGGCCGUGUCGUCCAGCUGAUUCCUGAGCAAAUGUUUGGCUUCGAUGGAAAAAGUUCUAAAAUCAUCCUGCAGGCAGCAGCUGGCCGGAGCCACGCACGCAGAGCUGGCACCUGCUCCAGUGCCCCCUGCCCCAGCAGCAAGAAAGGAGGGGCACCUGCUUUCCAAGAAUGACUUUCACAUUAAGCUGUGAGUCACACACUUCCCAUGCAGCAGAUCGUAACCUCCU
Messenger RNA from Alligator sinensis (Chinese alligator), 7785 nucleotides. It is a transcript of the gene MIB2, whose product is annotated as mindbomb E3 ubiquitin protein ligase 2. The record is from RefSeq and is a predicted model, not a curated record. Gene Ontology annotation, cellular component: cytoplasm. Gene Ontology annotation, biological process: protein ubiquitination. Gene Ontology annotation, molecular function: ubiquitin-protein transferase activity; protein binding; zinc ion binding. Bases 100 to 2964 code for a protein of 954 amino acids. The transcript has 20 exons. Lineage: Eukaryota; Metazoa; Chordata; Crocodylia; Alligatoridae.